Drosophila sulfurigaster albostrigata is the source of this 3048-nucleotide messenger RNA. Its product is annotated as F-box only protein 33. Gene Ontology annotation, cellular component: SCF ubiquitin ligase complex. Gene Ontology annotation, biological process: SCF-dependent proteasomal ubiquitin-dependent protein catabolic process; positive regulation of protein ubiquitination. The record is from RefSeq and is a predicted model, not a curated record. Gene Ontology annotation, molecular function: protein binding. The transcript has 5 exons. NCBI's taxonomy places the organism in Eukaryota, Metazoa, Arthropoda, Insecta, Diptera, Drosophilidae. Bases 136 to 1482 code for a protein of 448 amino acids.
CCACAGUGCUGAAUCUUAAUUGGACGGUGGAUGUUGCGUCGUGUUCCGCCGCACACACAAAAAGUAAAAAAUUAACAAGUUGAGUGUAAAAAACAAAACGGAUUUUUUCGAGAUUAAAUAGUUGUGUGAAUAGUUAUGAAUAUACCCGAAUGGCAGACAAUACCAACGCUGGUACUGGAGCAAAUAUUCGAUUAUCUCGAUUCGCGAGACCGCCGAGCUGCAGCCAAUUGUUGUUGGGCAUGGCGACAACAUUUUUUUCAAAGACGCUACUUUAGGAACUUUCGCUUUCACAUUGACGUGGCCCAGGAUGAUCAACUGACGUUCUUCCAUCGCUGCAUGUCCAAUCUGGCCAAGGAGCUGGUGAUUGUCUUCAACUUCGACAAUGCUUUUCACAUCCAAAAGAUACGUGGCCUGCUCUACAAGGCGGCACGCUGUGAUAAUAUUCGCGCUCUACGUUUCCAAACCAACAGUGUGGGCUUAAUAGCUCCGGGAAAUGCACACAGCGAUCAACUGGUGGCCAUAGAACAAUGCUUUGUGGAGCCCUUGAAGAUGUUUCUCAGUCGCAAGAAUCAAGCUUGCCAAGUAUUGGAUCUGGGUGGCAUUGAAGCACUCACCUACUAUGGCUACGAUCUGCUGAAGGCCAUGGGCAAGCCUCAAGAGUUGUUGCAGUUGACGCUGGCCAGCAUUAAAUACGAUCCCAAUCAUUAUCCCAUCCUCGAGCUGGACACAACGCUGCUCCAGAAGUGCGCCUCACUUCAAGUGCUCUCGCUGGAUUACGACACACUCAGCGAUGAGCUGCUGCACACGAUUCAAGUGCUGCCGUUGCGCAAGUUGCUCAUCGUUGUCCAUGGCUUGGAUCGUGAUGAGCAUGCUGGUGUCUCGGAUGCUGCCUGGGCGAAUUUCUCAAUGCAUUUCACACAAAUCGAACUGGUGCUGACACUUGUCUAUGCCUACGAGGCCGUUGAGCUGCUCGUCAAUCGCAUUGUGGGCGAUCACAUGCCCGUAACACACAUACGCAUUCUGUUCUGUGAGUAUAUGAGCCAUGAUGCCAUCGAUGGCCUGUCGAUGGCCAACAGCGACACGUUGCGCAGCAUCUACUACAUUGAUUCGGGCAACAAUCGCGGCCAUAGCAACUACUUAAGCAAUAUACGCGGUCAGGAUGCGUUCGUCAUGUUGGCCUGGCGUUGCAAACAGCUCGAGGAGAUCGUUGUCCAUGGCCAUCCAAUGGAUCCGCACAAUUUGCUGGGCAUUGCAAGGCUGCGAAGUCGUCAGCUGCGUCGCGUUGAAGUAUCGCAAAUCAAUUGGCCCAACGGUGAACCGCAAUACGCCUUCAACGAUGAAAUGUGCAAGCUGUUGGGACAACGUUGGAGACUGCUCAAAUACGAACAACUGCCGGCAGCACUCGACUACGGACCCGUCGACUACGAUGAACGCAAUGAGUUUGUCUACGAGUUGUUGCGUCGGGAUCUACAGAUCCAUUAAAAAACGGAAAAACAGGACACGCACAAACCAAAAAUCGAAAUAAGCAAUGUCAUUAAUUUAGUAACAUUCGACAAUUGUGCAAAGCUGCAACAGCAACAAACAACAAAAAACAACAUGACACGUGAUCAAAUCGAGCGCAUAGAAAUUUGUAGCGUUUAGUAGACUAGUUAAAAGUUAAACACACAGCAACUAAAUAGAAAAGCGAUCAGUAGCCUUUUUUGUUAAGUUAUAAAAGGAAUUUUUUGAUAAUGUGACAUUCGAGGAACUUAUAAUUGGCAAGCCUUUAUACAACUUACAAUAUUAUGAUUACUCUUGACUAUGUUUAAACUAUGUAAACUAAAAACUUGAACUUUUACGUUUUGGCCACACAGCAAAACAAAAAACAAAAAGAUAUAGCAAAAGCAGAAUAUAAGUAGAAAGAAGCAAGACUUGAACACUUCGAGAAAUGAGAAUGCGAAUUGUAAACAAACAAAAAACGAGCAGAAUUUGUUGUAUAAACCAAGUAGAACAACAACUAGCGAAUAUAGAAAAGAGACAAAAAAAAAGAAGGAGUAGGAGAGAUGAGAGAUAAACAUCAUUUUAUAAGCAACAACAACUGUGAUUCAAACAAAAUGCAAGCAAAGCAGCAAAAGCAAAGCCAGUUACAGAGCAGCGCGCAGUAGCUACAAAAACAAAACAAACAAACAAAAAACAUCCAAGAACAACAAACAAACAAUUGUUAAGCAAAUUGUCUAGUUAGCUAAGUAGAAUACUAUAAACAUAAAUAUGUGUUGAAAAUGUUUGUAAACCAAAAACAAAAAAGCGAAAAAAAAAACGACCAAUGUCAAAUUGUUAGCUCAAUCAAUUGGCUGAAAAAAAAAAAUGAAAACAAACAAAAUUGUUAACUUUUGUAAUAUGAGAAGAAGAACAAAUAAUGUGUAAUGCGAAGUUGGCGCUAAAUUGUGAUAAACAAAAAACAACAACAAAUGUAACAAGAACAUGACAACAAAAGUACGCAAAGCGCCAUCAUUUGUGUAGUCUUUAAAAGUGAUAUUAGCAGCUUUUAUGUAAAGCAAACAAAAGCAUAUUGUAAACAGCACACAACAACAACAGCUGUGUGUGUGUGUGUGUAGCUUGAUAAAAAACUAAAACGAGACAUGCGUUAGCCAAAAAAAAAAAACCUGAAUCGAAACAAUCCAAUUCGUAAAACCGAUUCAAAACCGAAUCAAUCAAUCAACUUGAGUAUUUUGUAGCAACAAACAGGCAUUCAUUUAUACAAUCAUCUACUAUAUUUUUACUUAUGUUUGCACAAAAAUGCAGUUAGGAUACAACUGUUGUCAGGAUAGUUGAUUGCCCGAGACUAACAACAACAACAACAUGAAGAAGAAAACGGUACCUGAAGAUCAACUUUGAGCAUUUAGCAAAACCAACUCACAAAGCGAGGAAUGAAAUUGCUCAAAUUAAGCUAUCUAACAAACAAACAAAUCUAUUAAAACGAAAGACUGACAACAACAAACAAACAAAAACGUUGCAAUGCUCAUUGCUGGAGCCGGGCCAACUAUCCAACAAAAACCAAAAAAAGAACAA